UGAUACAAUAUCUACCACAAGGUGGUGCAUCAAGUGCGAUACAAUAUCUACCACAAGGUGGUGCAUCAAGUGCGAUACAAUAUCUACCACAAGGUGGUGCAUCAAACAUGUCACUAUAUCCACAACAAGGUGGUGCAUCCAGUGCGAUACAAUAUCUACCACAAGGUGGUGCAUCAAACAUGUCACUAUAUCCACAACAAGGUGGUGCAUCCAGUGCGAUACAAUAUCUACCACAAGGUGGUGCAUCCAGUGCGAUACAAUAUCUACCACAAGGUGGUGCAUCAAACAUGUCACUAUAUCCACAACAAGGUGGUGCAUCAAGUGGGAUACAAUAUCCACAAGGUGGUGUAUCAAACAUGUCACCAUUUCCACAACAAGCACAAACUAUGCCAUUAUAUCCUUCACAAGGUGGUGCAUCAAACAUGUCACCAUUUCCACAACAAGGGUUACAAGGUGUGCCAUAUAUUCCACAACUUCCGCCUAUUUAUUCACAACAAGCCCAAUUAGCCCCACAAGUAUAUGGACAAUAUUUAGCACCAAAUAGCAUGCAAUAUGGACAACCCCCAAAUGGCUCGGGAUAUGGACAACCCCAACAUGGUUCGGCAAGUUGUGGAGGUUCACAUUCUCCUGCACCAAUUCGUGUAGUGGUUCAACGUGGUUCGGCAAGCUGUAAUGACCACGAUAGUUCGAGUAGUGAAUCAGAAGACGAGCAUGGUUGUGAUUCAAAAGUUGAUUUAAAUUCUGUUACCAUUCGUCAUGAACCACGUUGUGGUACUGUUGUUCGUCGUGAUAAUCAUUGUGCUCCUGUUCAUACUCAUCAUGGCCAUCAUAGUCAUCGAAGUCGUGGUUUUUGGGGUAGUCACAGUAGUCAUUGUUGAUAAGAAAUUGAUGAAGUUCUAGAAAAUACUAAAUAAGAUACAAAAAUUUAAGGACUGUCUAAUAUUGUAAUAUAGCAUUAAAAAAUACUUUUUCAAAAAGAAUAAC
Molecule: messenger RNA, 984 nt
Organism: Adelges cooleyi (spruce gall adelgid)
Lineage: Eukaryota; Metazoa; Arthropoda; Insecta; Hemiptera; Adelgidae
Product: prisilkin-39-like
Exons: 24
Coding region: 108-878 (256 amino acids)
Source: RefSeq, a predicted model, not a curated record